This is a messenger RNA of Fonsecaea nubica, 2037 nucleotides long. RefSeq lists its product as hypothetical. Gene Ontology annotation, molecular function: heme binding; oxidoreductase activity, acting on paired donors, with incorporation or reduction of molecular oxygen; monooxygenase activity. The record is from RefSeq and is a predicted model, not a curated record. The transcript has a single exon. NCBI's taxonomy places the organism in Eukaryota, Fungi, Ascomycota, Eurotiomycetes, Chaetothyriales, Herpotrichiellaceae. The coding region runs from base 1 to 2037 and encodes 678 amino acids.
AUGUGGCCGAUGCUUGGCCUUGGGUUGGCUGCUUACCUUCUGUACAGCGUGGUCAACUCAUUGAUCCGCUUCCGCCGCAACGUGAACAAGGCGAAACAAUCCGGCAUCCCGUAUGUCGUUGUUCCGGUAUACUAUCUCAGCACCUGGUGGCUCAUCAGCCACCCAUUAUGGCUGCCAUUUCUUGCCAGGCUCCCCAGCAGCUGGACCAAAUGGGUCGACUUCUGUGUCCCAGAUUUCUGUUACCGGCGCAGUAUCGAGGUCUUCCAGCAGGUCGGUUCUGAUACCUUUCUUGUAGUCGGACCUGGAGGUAUCAUGAUGCACACUGCCGAUCCCGCCGUUAUCAGCCAGAUCACUACCAGGAGGAAUGAUUUCCCCAAGCCCACACCUAUUUACCGGUCCCUCGACAUCUACGGUAAAAAUGUCGUGUCAACCGAGGGCGCGGUCUGGCGACAGCACCGCAAAGCCACCAGCCCGCCCUUUACGGAGAAGAACAACCACCUCGUCUGGGCGGAGAGCAUCGACCAAGCUUCAGACAUGCUGGCUUCGUGGGUUGGACCAGAAGGAAAAGGCGACAUCACGGUCGAUCGGGUCAUGGAUGAUACCAUGCGCCUUAGUCUCUAUGUUAUUAGCAGAGCUGGUUUUGGGAGGAAAUUGGAAUGGCCUUCUGCCGAUGCCGAGGCCGAUGUCGAUGUGAACUAUGUUGACAAGUCCAAGAUCCAGAAUGACCAGGGUGAUCGAGAUCGUGGGCAUUCGAUGAGUUACACCUAUGCCAUCCACUGCUUGCUGGACAAUAUUCUGGUGCAGUUUCUCCUGCCUCGGUGGCUGAUCAAGAGCAUCCCGUCGACGUCGUUCCGGAAGGCCAACGAGGCCUAUUAUGAAUGGGGAAAUUAUAUGAAAGAAGCGGUAGAAUCCAAAAAGAAGACACUGGAAGCAGGAAAUGAGAACAGCAAGGACCAAAUGGAUCUGUUGGCUCAGCUGGUCAAAGGUCAACUGACAAGCGAGAAGAGCAAAGAUGUUUCCCUCACGGAUUCCGAAGUGCUUGGAAACAUGUUUGUCUUGAUCCUUGCAGGACAUGAAACUGCCGCCAAUUCUAUCCACUUCUCCCUGCUCUACCUAGCACUCUAUCCGAAGAGCCAGCGGGCCACCCAAAAGGAUCUGGAUCGGAUAUUCCAGGGAAGGCCUCCCUCUAAGUGGGAUUAUGAUCGUGACUUGCCUGCUCUUUUUGGCGGUAUGGUUGGUGCGGUAUUGGCAGAAGAGCUGCGGCUGGUUCCGCCUGUUAUAGGAAUACCAAAGUCGACCUGGGGGGUUCCUGAUCAAUCGAUCACGAUUGAUGGAAAGACAUGCACGGUCCCCAGUGGAGUCUAUAUCAGCCUAGCGACAGGCAAUGUUCAUCGGAACCCCAAGUAUUGGCCCACCAGCAAACCCUCUUUGCCCGGUGGGAAGGUCGUGCAUCCCGCGGCGAACCUCGACAAUGACCUUGAGGAAUUCCAUCCGGAGCGGUGGCUCUUGGACGAAAGUAGCGAGGUGGAACAGGUGCCGGCCAAUGAUAAGAAGGAAAUGCCUAAUGAGACCAUUACUGCAGAUGGCUUGGGUAUCAACGAGGCAGCGGACACUUCGGAACGGUUUUACCGGCCACCCAGAGGGGCAUAUCUACCAUUCAGUGACGGGUAUCGCGCUUGUCUCGGAAGACGCUUUGCUCAAGUCGAGGUAUUGGCCACCCUGGCAGUCAUUCUACAGAAUUACUCGGUCGAACUAGCCGUCGACCAGUGGGCAACAGACGACGAGGUCAUAGCCAUGGACGAGAAUGCUCGCGUGGAGGUCUGGCAAAAAGCUGCCCAGCGAGCGAGAGACUUGAUGCUCAACGGCCUCAGCGUCAUCAUUUCUCUACAGAUGAGAGCUGGACACGUCCCUCUACGAUUUGUGCCGCGAGGGAAGGAGAGGUUUCCUGAUGAUGUGGAUGACAAGUGGAAGAGCAAGCAUCCUGAUUUAUGCGAGGGAGCGCGGGCGACUCCUGGCUGGAGAUUCUGGGCUUCCUGA